AUGACUUCCUCGAUUUCGACGAUUGAACAACUCGAUUUGGUAAAGUUACUGGAUUCCUGUGAUUCUUUUCACAAUAAUUUCAUAACUGGGUCAAUUCCGUUUUACUUGGACGGUGCAGUUGUCGGAUAUGUUAUUCCAGAAGUAAUUCAUGAGUUGGCGAAAUUCGAUAGCUUUAUUUACGAUUGGAUCUAUGAGCCUGGGAAAUCUCUACAACUGAACGCUACGAACUUUGAAAAGCGAUCUUCGAUCCUGGAAAAUAUUCUCAAAACAUGGAAACAAUCGAAUCUUUUUGGAGUGGCUGAUCAAUGGCGAGAUGAGCUAUAUAGCGUUUUUGGUCCUAAUGGUGAAGUUGCUAUUGCCGUGGAACGAGGUGGAUAUUGGUUAUUUGGUUUUCUUAGCUAUGGAGUUCAUUGUACUAUUUACAUCCCUCCUACGCCAACAACUCCUAUGCGUCUAUGGGUUCCUAGACGUUCGCCCACAAAGCAAACUUGGCCCGGCUAUCUCGACAACAGCGUUGCAGGAGGGAUUACCCAUGGUGAUUCAAUUAUGGGAACUAUGGCGAAAGAGUGUUUGGAAGAAGCUAAUUUAACUGUCUCGCAUUCCAGCUUACGCUCCAGUGGUAUUGUCUCUUACAUCAAACUUGCCCAACAGAAAUGGUAUCAACCAGAAUUACAAUACGUAUUCGACGUUCCGAUUGACGGGAAUACAAAGUUACAACCGAACGAUGGAGAGGUUGCAGAAUUUCAUCUUUGGACGUUAGAUCAAGUCAUCCAAGAAUUAGCCGCUGGGAAUUUCAAGCCAAACUGUGCCCUUGUGAUCCUUGAUUUCUUUAUCCGACACGGCAUUUUAAGCCCAGAACACCCUCAAUAUUACGAGACAUUUCAGCGAAUACACAGGACCCUCCCUCAUCCAAUUAGCAAGUAUCAGAAAGGAAAAGAACAUGAUGUAUCAGCAGCCAACACAUCUUAUAACGAUCACGCAGAGUCUCAGCACUUUGACCCAUGUGCUACCUGGUCCGAAAACUCUGACAAACGUGACUGCAAAUACAAAUACGCCGUUUUGAUUUUGAAUCGCUCCAUUAGUGUUUCCAAAAGUCGUUUCCGUCAUCUAUGGGCGAAUGCAAGCCUUCGGAUAUGCGCAGACGGUGGAUCAAAUCGGCUGAGAAACUACGAUCCAUCAUUAAAGCCUGACAUGCUUGUGGGAGAUUUUGACUCUUUAACAGAUGAAACGCGUGAGCAUUACAAACAAAUGGGUGUCCAAAUACUCCAUGAUUCCGACCAAUACUCAACAGACUUUAUGAAGGCACAAAAGUUGAUCCAAGAAAACGGAAUAUUUGCCAUCUUCACUUUGUGUAGCAUGGACGGGCGAGUUGAUCAUGCUUUGGGAAACUUUAAUCAUCUGUAUUGGUCGUACGCAAAGUAUAAGCAAACUCAGCUCUUCAUAUUGUCCGAAGCGAACGUGACUUGGCUACUACCAUCAGGAGAAAGCACCAUAGACUGCAGUACAAAUGUAAAUAAGCACUGUGGGAUUCUUCCUGUAGGUAGUCCGGCUUUUGUUUCAGAAACCGACGGCUUAGAAUGGAAUCUCAAAAACCAGGUUUGUAGUUUUGGUGGACUUAUAAGUUCCUGCAAUAUCGUUCGCAAGGCUCAAAUUACUGUACGCACACAAGAUCCCGUCAUAUGGACAAUGGAAGCACUUGAUCCUGCCGAUUAA
This is a messenger RNA of Schizosaccharomyces osmophilus, 1713 nucleotides long. It is a transcript of the gene tnr3, whose product is annotated as thiamine diphosphokinase Tnr3/ Nudix hydrolase fusion protein. The transcript has a single exon. Gene Ontology annotation, molecular function: thiamine binding; thiamine diphosphokinase activity; ATP binding. Bases 1 to 1713 code for a protein of 570 amino acids. Gene Ontology annotation, biological process: thiamine metabolic process; thiamine diphosphate biosynthetic process. The record is from RefSeq and is a predicted model, not a curated record. NCBI's taxonomy places the organism in Eukaryota, Fungi, Ascomycota, Schizosaccharomycetes, Schizosaccharomycetales, Schizosaccharomycetaceae.